Cynocephalus volans (Philippine flying lemur) is the source of this 1474-nucleotide messenger RNA. RefSeq names its product AUP1 lipid droplet regulating VLDL assembly factor (gene AUP1). The transcript is spliced from 12 exons. Gene Ontology annotation, cellular component: endoplasmic reticulum membrane. NCBI's taxonomy places the organism in Eukaryota, Metazoa, Chordata, Mammalia, Dermoptera, Cynocephalidae. Gene Ontology annotation, molecular function: ubiquitin binding. The record is from RefSeq and is a predicted model, not a curated record. The coding region runs from base 96 to 1328 and encodes 410 amino acids.
CAAAACUCCGCCUUCCCAGGAGUCCCUGCGGCCGGGCGCGAAGAUGGCGGCCGCGAAGGCUGUGGUGGCGGUAGGGCACCCGUGAAACAGCAGAGAUGGAACCUCCCCCGGCGCCGGGGCCGGAGCGGCUCUUUGACUCGCACCGGCUCCCAGCUGACGGCUUCCUGCUCCUCGCGCUGCUGCUCUACGCGCCUGUCGGGUUCUGUCUUCUCGUCCUGCGCCUGUUCCUCGGGAUCCACGUCUUCCUGGUCAGCUGCGCCCUGCCAGACAGCGCCCUUCGCAGGUUCGUGGUGCGGACCAUGUGUGCGGUGCUGGGGCUUGUGGCCCGGCAGGAUGACUCCGGACUUCGGGAUCAACGCGUCAGGGUCCUCGUUUCCAACCACGUGACACCUUUCGACCACAACAUAGUCAACAUGCUUACCACCUGUAGCACCCCUCUACUCAAUAGUGCCCCCAGCUUUGUGUGCUGGUCUCGCGGCUUCAUGGAAGUGGAUGGGCGGGGGGAGUUGGUGGAGUCACUCAAGAGAUUCUGUGCUUCCACGAGGCUUCUCCCCACCCCUCUACUGCUGUUCCCCGAAGAGGAGACCACCAAUGGCCGGGAGGGACUCUUGCGCUUCAGUUCCUGGCCAUUUUCUAUCCAGGAUGUGGUACAACCUCUUACCCUGCAAGUUCAGAGACCCCUGGUCUCUGUGACGGUGUCAGAUGCCUCCUGGGUCUCAGAACUGCUGUGGUCACUUUUCGUCCCUUUCACGAUGUAUCAAGUAAGGUGGCUUCAUCCUGUUCAUCGCCAGCUGGGGGAGGGGAGUGAGGAGUUUGCACUUCGUGUACAACAGCUGAUGGCCAAGGAAUUGGGACAGACAGGGACACGGCUUACUCCUGCAGACAAAGCAGAGCACAUGAAGCGACAAAGACAUCCCAGAUUGCGUCCCCAGUCAGCCCAGUCUUCAUUCCCUCCCUCCCCUGGACCUUCUCCUGAUGUGCAGCUGGCAACUCUGGCUCAGAGAGUCAAGGAGGUUUUGCCCCAUGUGCCAUUGGGCAUCAUCCAGAGAGAUCUGGCCAGGACUGGCUGUGUAGACUUGACCAUCACUAAUCUACUUGAGGGGGCUGUAGCUUUCAUGCCUGAAGACAUCACCAAGGGAACUCAGUCCCUACCCACAGCCUCUGCCCCCAAGUUCCCCAGUUCUGGCCCGGUGACUCCUCAGCCCACAGCCGUAACAUUUGCCAAGUCUUCCUGGGCCCGUCAGGAGAGCCUGCAGGAGCGCAAGCAGGCACUGUAUGAAUAUGCAAGAAGAAGAUUCACAGAGAGAUGGGCCCAGGAGGCUGACUAAGCUCAAAGGAACAGAUGGCACUCAGAGCCGCAGGACGGAGACUGGGGGCAGCCCUCAUCCAACUCACAACAGCUGGAUGGGUGGAUGGUAAAAAGGGAGGGAUGGGGCUCCCCCAAGAUUGCAUUAAAUUCAGGGUUUUCACUCAA